Molecule: messenger RNA, 2565 nt
Organism: Apodemus sylvaticus (European woodmouse)
Lineage: Eukaryota; Metazoa; Chordata; Mammalia; Rodentia; Muridae
Product: vomeronasal type-2 receptor 26-like
Exons: 6
Coding region: 1-2565 (854 amino acids)
Biological process (GO): G protein-coupled receptor signaling pathway
Cellular component (GO): membrane
Molecular function (GO): G protein-coupled receptor activity
Source: RefSeq, a predicted model, not a curated record
AUGAAAUUAUUCAUUGCUUUCUUUUUCCUUAUUUUUCUAAUUGUAUCUCAGGGACAAAUUUCUUGUUUCUCCUUAAGUAUACCUGCUUCUCCUGGCUACUUUCAAGAUGGGGAUUUUGUUAUUGGAGGAUUCUUUUCCCUCAGAGUGACUGCUGGAGACAGUAGAAUUAUAUUUGGCCUUAAUGAUACAACAAAUAUACCAGAUUCUGUUAUUGUGGAUCUAACUAACCAUUAUCAGCACAUGUUGGCAAUGGUUUUUGCUAUAGAAAAAAUCAACAAGGACCCAAUAAUUCUAUUCAAUAUGUCACUGGGAUUCUUUCUCUUCAAUGUUGACUUUAAUGAGAAGAGAGCCUUGGAAAGUUCUAUAGCUUUGCUCUCAGGAGAGAGCCCCCCAAUUCCUAACUAUACCUGCAGGCCCAAGAAGACUGAUAAGCUGGUUGCAGUAAUAGGAGGCAUUUCAACAGCGAUAUCAACUCAGAUUUCCCGAGUUUUAAGUCUCUACAAUGUCCCACAGAUCAGCUAUGCUCCUUUUGACCCAAGUCUUGGGACCAGAGUCGAGCUCCAAUCUCCUUACCAGUUUCCUGAGCACACUGCAGCUCUGUACCAGGGAAUUAUUCAACUACUGCUAUACUUCACUUGGGUCUGGGUUGGUCUAGUCAUCCCAGAUGAUAUGAUGGGAGAACUCUUCCUUAGGGACAUCACAGAGGAGAUGAAGAGCCAUGGACUUUGUGUUGCAUUUGCAGAAAAGGGUCCAGCAUUUCCUUCUCAUGAUACAUUAGACUGGCACAUUUUAAUGGAAAGAAUAACAUUUACACGUGUUGUUGUUGCAUUUGGUGACACUCAUGAUUUUCUGAUGAUUGUCCCUCUAAUCACUUGCCAUCCUGCUUUUGGUAAUAUUUGGAUCACAAAUUCUAAUUGGUAUACCACCCCAGUAGCCCUUGAACAAAAUGAAGUUUAUACAUAUUUUGGUGGAGGAUUAUCAUUUUCUCUUCACAUGGAUGAAAUUCUGGGAUUCAAGGAUUUUCUCAGAAGUGUUCAACCUAAAAAAUACCCUCAUGAUAUCUUUAUCCAGGAAGUGUGGUCGAUUUUAUUUGAAUGUCCAAUUUUCUAUCAGCACAGAGUCAGGGAACUAAGUCAAUGUGAGCAAAAUGGUAGCCUGAGCACACGACCUCCGCAUGUUUGGGAUAUGAAUACCUCUCCCUAUAGCUCCAAAGUCCAUGCAGCUGUGUAUGCCAUUGCCCAGGCACUUCAUGAAGAGCUGUCACUCAGAGUGGAAGAAGGCUCACUGGAUAAAAGUAUACUCCAGGCUCCACUCCCAUGGAAGCUCCAUCCAUUCUUGCAAAAGGGCCAACUUCGAAGAAGCAUCAAUGGGGUGAACACUGGGAACAAGGAGGUUUCAGCAACCAAGCUUGACAUCUUUAAUUACCAGUCUCUGAAGAGUGGUACCAAAGCUCAAGUGAAAGUUGGCCAGUUUGUGUUUGAAUCUCACAGUGUUCAGCAUCUUUCCCUAAAUGACAAACUCAUAACUUGGGGUGAGCACCACAAUCAGACUCCUUCAUCUGUUUGCAGUCAAAGUUGUCCACUUGGAUUUAGGAAAACACCUGUUGAAGGGAAACCAUUCUGUUGCUAUGAUUGUGUCCUAUGCCCAGAUGGAGAGAUUGCAAAUGAAACAGAUAUGGAUCAAUGCUUCAAAUGUCCUGAAGAUCAGUAUCCAAAUAAGCAGAAGAAUCAGUGUCUCCCUAAAAUUAUGGCAUUUUUGUCCCAUGAAGAUACUCUGGGAGUGGUUUUGGUCUCUGUGGCCAUUAGUUUAUCUGCCUUUUCAGCCAUAAUUUUAGGAUUAUUUAUUCACUAUCGUGACACACCCAUUGUGAGAGCAAAUAACAGAAAUCUCAGUUAUCUCCUCCUCAUUUCUCUAAUGCUCUGUUUCUUUUGCUCAUUGAUAUUCAUUGGACAACCUAGAACAGUCACUUGUGUCCUAAGACAAAUGAUUUUUGGGGUUGUGUUUUCUGUUGCUCUUUCUGCUAUCUUGGCAAAGACCUUCAUUGUGGUUGUGGCCUUCAAAGCCAUCAAACCAGGAAGCACUUUACAAAUGUGGAUGGUGACCCGACUCUCAAAUGCUAUAGUCUGCUGUGGUUCCACCAUUCAAGUGUGCAUCUGUGCAGUCUGGCUGGGAACAUAUCCUCCCUUCCCUGAUGUUGACAUGCAGUCAGAGUAUGGACAAAUCAUCCUCUUGUGUAAUGAGGGUUCCACCCUUGCUUUCUAUUGUGUUCUGGGUUACUUGGGCUUUCUGGCUAGUCUCAGCUUGCUUAUUGCUUUUCUGGCUAGAAGGCUACCUGACACCUUCAAUGAGGCAAAAACAAUCACCUUCAGCAUGCUGGUUUUCUGUAGUGUGUGGAUUUCUUUUAUACCCACUUACCUGAGCUCCACAGGCAAAACCAUGGUGACUGUGGAAAUUUUUUCAAUUCUGGCCUCCAGUGCUGUUUUGCUGGGUUGUAUGUUUCUUCCCAAAUGCCAUAUGAUUCUACUGAGGUCAGGUGUCCAUUUGAGAAAGAAGUUCUUUAAAUGA